AUGUCACUUAAAGUGCUCCUUGUUAUAGUUGUUCCAACGGUUUUUACAGUAGUAUCUAUCAUAACCAUUUUGUAUUUCUGCAUAAGAAGAAAGAAAAUUGGCAAUAUUGGCGAGAUUCAAAGUGCUGAAUCUUUGCAGUUCAAAUUCAGUGCAAUAAGUGUUGCGACAAACAACUUCUCAGAUGUGAAUAAGCUUGGGCGAGGAGGAUUUGGUAUCGUAUACAAGGGUACACUCACGGAUGGACAAGAAAUAACUGUGAAGAGGUUGUCUGAAAAUUCAGGUCAAGGUGAAAAGGAAUUUAAGAAUGAAGUUGCAUUGCUAAUCAAACUGCAACACAAGAAUCUCGUUAGAUUAUUAGGUUAUUGUUUACACGGAGAUGAAAAGCUACUCAUUUUUGAGUUCAUGAAAAAUGGAAGCCUCGAUCAAUUCUUAUUCGAUCCAGUUAAACGCGCACAUUUAGAUUGGGAAAGGCGACACAUGAUUAUCGGGAGAGAUUAG
This is a messenger RNA of Papaver somniferum (opium poppy), 498 nucleotides long. Its product is annotated as putative cysteine-rich receptor-like protein kinase 35. Gene Ontology annotation, biological process: protein phosphorylation. The record is from RefSeq and is a predicted model, not a curated record. The coding region runs from base 1 to 498 and encodes 165 amino acids. The transcript is spliced from 5 exons. Gene Ontology annotation, molecular function: ATP binding; protein tyrosine kinase activity. Lineage: Eukaryota; Viridiplantae; Streptophyta; Magnoliopsida; Ranunculales; Papaveraceae.